AUGGCUCAAAGAUUUGGUAAUUUCGAUAUUCAUUAUAAUAAAGAUGUUGAUGAAGUAGAUGAAGAUGGUGUUUUAAUCAUCAAUGAAAAUAAUAGAAAACAAGCUAAAUACCCAGAUUUUUUACCAACUUGGGAUCCAAAACAAAAAUUACCUCCAUUAAAAUUUGAAAAACAUAUUGAUCCAGCAUCAAGAGCUGAUCCAAAUUUCCCAAAUUUAUUUCCAAAAGAUGGUUCUCAUCAAAUUAAAAGAAUUACUCCUAAAUUUGGUACUGAAGUUGAUGGUAUUCAAGUAUCACAAUUAAAUGAUGCUGGUAGAGAUGAAUUAGCUUUAUUAUUAGCACAAAGAAAAGUUUUAAUUUUCAAUGAUCAAGAUUUUGCAAGUAAAGGACCUGGUUUUGCUGUUGAAUUUGGUAAAUAUUUCGGUAAUUUACAUAUUCAUCCAAGUAGUGGAUCACCAAGAGGACAUCCAGAAUUACAUAUUACUUAUAGAAGACCAGAAAAGGGACAAGUUGAAAAUAUUUUUACUGAUCGUACUACUCAAACAAGUUUCCAUUCUGAUGUUACUUAUGAAAUUACUCCAAGUAAAUUUACUGUUUUUCAAGUUUUGGAAAGUGGUGAUGGUGGUGAUACUGUUUUUGCUGAUACUGCUGAAGCUUAUAGAAGAUUAUCACCAGCUAUGCAAAAAAGAUUAGAAGGAUUACAUGUUUUACAUACAAGUGAAGAUCAAGCUAAAAAUUCAACUUAUCAAGGUGGUGUUGAAAGAAGAAAAGCUGUUUCAAACAUUCAUCCUUUAAUUAGAUUAGAUCCAAUUACAAAAGAAAAAUCAAUUUAUGUUAAUAGAGCAUUUGGUAGAAGAAUCGUUGAAUUGAAAAAAGAAGAAAGUGAUUACCUUUUGGACUUUUUAUACAAUUUAAUUGAAAGAAGUCAUGACUUACAAUUAAGAGCUAACUGGGAAGGUGGUAAAAGGAAUCGUUUAGUUUUCUUUCAAAACAACCUGGUGUCACACUCAGCGGUCGGUAUAUUUUAUCCUGUUCUUGAUGUUAUUCGAGUUCUUGGUGUUCUUUUGAACCUUACUUUUGAUACUGAAGAUGGAGAAGUUAGACAUGCUUUUAGAAUCAGUGUUUUGGGUGAAAGACCAAUUGCCAAUAUUGAGGAUUUAAACAAAGAAGAAUAUACUCCUGGUGAUUUAGAACAAGCCUUAGGUCACAUCAAACCAGUUUAA
Messenger RNA from Lodderomyces jiufengensis, 1221 nucleotides. RefSeq names its product sulfonate dioxygenase. Bases 1 to 1221 code for a protein of 406 amino acids. Gene Ontology annotation, biological process: sulfur compound catabolic process. Gene Ontology annotation, molecular function: sulfonate dioxygenase activity. The record is from RefSeq and is a predicted model, not a curated record. NCBI's taxonomy places the organism in Eukaryota, Fungi, Ascomycota, Pichiomycetes, Serinales, Debaryomycetaceae. Gene Ontology annotation, cellular component: cytoplasm. The transcript is spliced from 2 exons.